Messenger RNA from Drosophila obscura, 1656 nucleotides. RefSeq lists its product as uncharacterized. The record is from RefSeq and is a predicted model, not a curated record. Gene Ontology annotation, biological process: GPI anchor biosynthetic process; protein localization to plasma membrane. Gene Ontology annotation, molecular function: glucosaminyl-phosphatidylinositol O-acyltransferase activity. The coding region runs from base 94 to 1614 and encodes 506 amino acids. NCBI's taxonomy places the organism in Eukaryota, Metazoa, Arthropoda, Insecta, Diptera, Drosophilidae. The transcript is spliced from 3 exons. Gene Ontology annotation, cellular component: membrane; endoplasmic reticulum.
GAUUGCUACGUGUGUAUUUAAUUUCGACGCUAUCGAUGAACUCUCAUCACUAGUGUUUUGUUUUUUUUGGGUCAGGAAACAAAUUUUGUUAUCAUGAGCUGGUUAAGCUCAUCGUCGCCUGCCCUUGGCUCUGACUCUCAGCUUUUCUACGACGCCUGUAACACAUCUACAAAGUGCUACCUGUCAGCGCCCCUUCACAUAUUUCAAAUAUACUUGGGACAAGGCACAUGCAGGUCGUUGGAAACAAUGGAACAAUAUUUAAGCAUGGAUCAAGAGGUAUUAGUAAUGAAUAAAAAGUCAUGGAGUUCAAUAAAAGAAAGUGUGGAUAGCCUUAUUGCAUCGCUACCGGUGCUGCUGGGUUUCGUGCUUUCUCGAAUGCUCUGCGCGCAUCUGCCGAGGCUGUCGACGCGCAGAUUCCUUCUGGAGUACAUGCUUGUUGCUAUACCAACUCUUGUUUUCUUCAUGGUAUGCAGAGAUUUCCUCCACUUGUACUCCAUAGCAGUUUGCCUGGGCCUCGUAUGGUAUCUGCGUCCACGGCCAGCAGUUGGGUUGAGGAACGCGAAGUAUGAGGUGGGAAAGCGCCCUCUGGUCUUCACCCUGCUAAGGGCCGUCUGCAACUGUGGAACGAGUGUUGCUAUCCUGGCGGUGGACUUUCCAGCCUUUCCAUUACGGUUUCGCAAGAGUCGAACUUUUGGGGCCUCAUUGAUGGACUUGGGCAUUGGCUUUUUUGUGGUCACAAUGGGCUUGGUGUCGCAUCGGGCCCGGAAUUAUGCCGACUUGAAGAAGCUGCCCAGGGCGGUGGUUCCUUUGCUGCUCCUGGGUCUGGCACGCACAAUCGUAAUAUCGCGGAUCAACUAUAGCCAGGAUGUGCACGAGUAUGGAAUGCAUAUGAACGCAUUCUUCAUCCUGGGACUAACCAAACUAUUUGGCACUCUCUCCAGUCUUCUGGCUAGCUCAGAUGUACAGCUGUUAGGACUGGCUAUGGGCAUUCUCUCUAUGCACGAACUAGUGAUGCAGUUGGGUCUAUGCGACUAUGUGAUGUCGGAUACGGUGACGCGACUUGACUUCCUCAGCUCCAACAGAGAAGGCCUGAGCUCCUUACCCGGCUGCGUUGCUCUCUACCUGUUCAGCAUUUACUUCUCCAAGUGGUACACUUCCCAGGAUCAUCUGCACUACAAGCAAUUGUGCUCAAAGCUGAAGCGAAUCCUCCUGAUUGCUGUUCUCCUCUGGGCUAUGGUAUUCCUCAGUGCCUUCCUCUCGGGCAUAGCUCGGGUCACGUUCAACUUUGGAUAUGUGAUUUGGGUUUUGGCUGUCUCCGUGGUAAUCAUCCUCAUCUCUGCCUUCUUCUUUGAGUUGGCUUUUGUGCAGACGCGUCCUACAUUUGGAGAUUGUCAUAAGGAAACGACCAAUUCCCUUCCCACCUUUGUGGAGAGCCUAAACAUGAAUGGCUUGAUCUACUUCCUGCUGUCCAACAUCCUCACGGGAAUGUGCAACAUAUUUUUCGACCCCAAUAACCGCUCCACUGUUGAGUGUGUAUUCAUCCUGCUCGCCUACAUGCUGAUCUGUUCUAUGAUGGUCUUUAUUAUGCUUAAGAAGCGUAUUAGGAUAGCUUAGAAGAUGGGCCCCCAGAUCUGUUAAUAAAAAUUAUUUUUCCAA